AGGUGCUCUGUGCUGCUGCAAGUACGUUGUCAGAGAACUUGUAAGAGGCAGGCAUCGUGGUGUUGGUGAAAGCAACUGUAAUUAGACGUUAGAGAGAUGGCUGUCAAUGUGUACUCGACUAACGUAACAGCAGACAACUUAAGUCGACAUGAUAUGUUGGCUUGGGUAAAUGACUGCUUGGCGUCGAGUUUUACGAAAAUUGAGGAAUUAUGUACCGGUGCUGCCUAUUGUCAGUUCAUGGAUAUGCUAUUUCCAGGAAGUGUUAUUAUGAAAAGAAUAAAAUUCAAGACGAAUCUAGAGCAUGAAUAUAUCCAGAACUUCAAAAUUUUGCAGGCUGCCUUUAAAAAGAUGGGAGUUGAUAAGAUUGUUCCUAUUGAUAAACUUAUUAAGGGCCGUUUUCAAGAUAAUUUUGAGUUUCUUCAGUGGUUUAAAAAGUUUUUUGAUGCAAAUUAUGCGGGGCAAGAAUAUGAUGCCUUUAGUGCCAGGGGAGGUGAAGCAAUGGGCAGUGGAGGUAGUAAUGCUCCACGGGGUAUAGGUGUGUCAACAACGAAAAAGGCUCCUCAGGUUCAGGUGGCUGCAGUCGCACCUUCAACACGCACAGCAACUAAAGUUGCAACAAGAGUACAGCCUAGGCCAGCACCAAACAGGCAGUCUGCAUCACAAGUACCAAAUCAAAAACAAGAUAACAGUCGAAUUGAGGAGUUGAGUACACAGUUGAUGGAAAUGAAACUGACAGUAGAUGGUCUGGAGAAGGAGCGAGAUUUUUACUUUGGCAAACUUAGAGAGAUUGAAGUAAUGUGCCAAGAAAAUGAUAAUGAACAAAACCCUAUAAUUCAAAAAAUACUGGAUAUAUUGUAUGCAACAGAGGAAGGCUUUGCAGCCCCAGAUGAAGUGGAUGGUCAGUUAACUAAUGACCAAAUUGAAGAGGAAUAUUGAAAAAUUUGCAGAAAAAAGAUUGUGAUGAUUAAGGGCUUCAGUAAUUUUUGUGCUAAGUGUCUUUUUUUUUAUACAUGUAUAACUCAGAAUUUUAAAUUAUCCCAGUAAUAAACGUAACACACUAGGUCAAAGCUUUUAAGGGCCCAAGUUUUUUAAUUGCCAUUUUUUGUGAAUUUCAAAAUUGGUGAAAGCAGUUUAUAUUUUAAAGUUGUCACACAGGCAUUGUAUAGAAACCGUAAUUUACUCAUUUCUAGUUGAAUGUAUAUAGUUUAUGGUACGUUUACUUCAAAUGAUUAGUAUUUUAUGAACAGCACACUUCAACAAAAAAGAAAAUAUUUUUUAAGUAUUUUGUGUGUUCACACUUUGUCAAGCAUUUUGUUCAUUGUAAUACUUGUUGAUGUUUCAAAUGUGUGAGCAGUAGCUGCUCAGCCUCUUUGAGGAGUUUGUUACAGUGUGAGUGCUUUACUGCAUUGUGAAGGACACUUGUGAUGCUUUCUCUUGUCUUCAGAAUUACUGAAGGCAUUACUGUAGGCAAUGUUUGCACCAUGAUUUGCUGCUGUCAGGAGAGGUGCUUCAUGUUGUACUGCUGCCGCCAUCAUGUGCAAUUGAUCUGCAGUGAAAUAUUAAUAAUAUACUAUUUGUUGUGUAUUUUGAGCCAUUGAGGUGACUGCAGUGAACUUCAAAACCUCAAUAUAUACUUUGCUCAUCUCGACUAACUAGAAAAUAUUUAUAUUUGUUUUAGUGUUUUUUCUUUAGUAUGCUCUAAACCCAGUAAAUCUUCAGUUAAUGUAUGAUUUGCAUUUAAUAAAACUUCUCACAUAGA
This is a messenger RNA of Schistocerca serialis cubense, 1759 nucleotides long. It is a transcript of the gene Eb1, whose product is annotated as microtubule-associated protein RP/EB family member 1. Lineage: Eukaryota; Metazoa; Arthropoda; Insecta; Orthoptera; Acrididae. Gene Ontology annotation, biological process: regulation of microtubule polymerization or depolymerization; protein localization to microtubule plus-end; spindle assembly. The record is from RefSeq and is a predicted model, not a curated record. Gene Ontology annotation, cellular component: spindle midzone; microtubule plus-end; microtubule organizing center. Gene Ontology annotation, molecular function: microtubule plus-end binding. The coding region runs from base 97 to 936 and encodes 279 amino acids. The transcript is spliced from 7 exons.